Messenger RNA from Asterias rubens (European starfish), 1535 nucleotides. RefSeq names its product prostatic acid phosphatase-like. Lineage: Eukaryota; Metazoa; Echinodermata; Asteroidea; Forcipulatida; Asteriidae. Gene Ontology annotation, cellular component: lysosome. The coding region runs from base 62 to 1414 and encodes 450 amino acids. Gene Ontology annotation, biological process: dephosphorylation; lysosome organization. The transcript is spliced from 10 exons. Gene Ontology annotation, molecular function: acid phosphatase activity. The record is from RefSeq and is a predicted model, not a curated record.
CGAGUUGUCUAAAUGUCCGAGUUGUCUGACACUCGGAGCUCCCCGUGUUAAAUCCCUACCUAUGUCCGUCCCGGACCACCGUAGCUCGGUAACAGUCACUUUGAAGCGAGGUAGGAAGUCCCGAGGAGGUGCUGUAUCAACAAUGGACCACCUUAUGUUGAUAACGAUGGUAUUGGCGAUAUGUUCCACCUUUUCGGUAAACGGAGAAAGAUCCCUCCAGCUUGUUAAUGUGCUAUAUCGUCAUGGUGAUCGAACUCCUGUUGAUAUUUACCCGAGUGACCCACACAAAGCAGACACAUGGCCUGAGGGUCUUGGACAACUGACCACGCAUGGUAUGAAUAUGCACUACGAACUUGGUCAGUGGCUCCGUGAACGCUACAUGAAGUCGGGCUUUCUCAACGAAACGUAUAACAGGGAUGCGUUGCACGUUCGCAGCACCGACAAAGACCGUACACUGAUGUCGGCUGAGUCGGACUUGUCGGGACUGUACCCACCAAAGGGAAACCAAAUAUGGAAUAAUGGGUUAACGUGGAUGCCCAUUCCAGUACACACCAUUCCAUUGGAUCAAGAUUAUCUGCUGAAAACAAAUGGUCCUCCAUGUCCAAGAUACGAUGAACUCAAGAAAGAAACGACAACCACCAAGGAAUAUUUGGCAGUUCAAGAGAGAUACAAGGAUUUUUUGAAGAAUCUGACUAUAAAUACAGGAUUCAAAGAACCGUUGACUGUUUCUGACGUUUAUUUGGUGGAGGAUCCUCUUUUUGUUGAGCGGCUCCAUGGUUUCCGGUGGCCGGAUUGGGCCAACGUGACCGGUUUUUACAAAGACUUGAAAACCGUGUCGGAUAAAGGGAUGUAUUUCCUUUUCAACUCGAAAGACAAGAGUAGACUCAAGGGAGGACCAUUGCUCGGGGAAAUAAUAGAAAAUAUGCGCAACAAAUCAGAGACAAAGGACCCAAUGGAUCUCAGGAGAAAAUUCUACAUGUAUUCAGCGCAUGACACAACAGUGGCUGCCCUCCUGUCGGCAUUGGGCAUCUAUAAUGGCAUACAGCCACCUCUUGCAUCUUGUGUCAUCGUAGAGCUUUGGAAAGAGGAUGAUGGGGAAAACACUGUCAACAUUUUAUUCCGCAACGAUACUACGAAAGCUCCCUACCCCUUGGUGAACAAGAACUGUAAAGCGUCUUGUCCCCUGGGGAACUUCACAAUGCUCACCAAGGACAUGGUCCCCGAGGACAUCAAAGCUGCCUGUGGAAUCACCUCUCCAUUUCUGAGCAACAACAUCAGCAUCAUUAUCCUGAUAAGUAUCGUCAUCGGUCUACUUGUCGUCACCAUCCUUACGCUUAUUGGAGUUCUUAUCUGCCGUUGUCGUCAGUCCAAAAUCCGCCAUGUCCGACUACAGUCAGACGACACCAAAGCGUGACUAUUAGAGGUCAAAGAGGAAGAUGAAGAGGAAAUUUUAUAAGUUCUACUGCUCUUUCAGAAACAUAUACUUUUUAAAGUUUUUUCCCCACAGAAGCAAAAAAAAGGAAGUUCCAUACUAA